AUGAUGCUCUUUUUCACAUUGAUGUCUGAUGGUGAAUAUCUUCCUGAUGGUUCUUUAAUUGAUUUAGCUGGAUUAGACUGGAGAGACGAUAUAUUACCCUUUGAACUCAUUUUGGUCAAACCUAACUCACUUCCUGAUCCGGAGCCACAACAUCUUGGUACUCAACGGUGUCCUGAAAUUUCAAAUUCAGAUAUUUUCGAUAACAUUCGUUGGAAUGAGCUUGAUCUAGAUAGCUUACUUUCCCACCUUAAUCUUCCUCCGUCUGUGUGA
Schistosoma rodhaini is the source of this 270-nucleotide messenger RNA. The record is from the annotation of a GenBank genome assembly. Lineage: Eukaryota; Metazoa; Platyhelminthes; Trematoda; Strigeidida; Schistosomatidae.